AUGCCUCCGAGGAAGAAGAAAGUCAGCAGAAUACUGGGCCGAGUAUCCCCAGCCGAGUUAGGGCAUGAUCAGGACUUGCGAAAUGCAGUUCAGUUGUUGGCCAGACUGGUGGCUACUCAAACCCAGCGGCAGGCUGGCCUUCUGGAUAGGGCUGUCAGUUCUCGCGUACGUGACAUUCUUACUUUGUACCCUCCGAUUUUCAUGGGGACAAACCCGAAGGAAGACCCUCAGAACUUUGUGGAUCGAAUAGGCCACGCGUUGAGGGUGAUGCAUGCUUCUGAUACAGAAUCAGUAGAGUUGGCUUCUUAUAGACUUUGGGAUGUGACAGCAGAUGUAUUCCUCGAUGAAUUACUAGGUCUCCCUCCCGAAAGGGAAAUUGAAUCUGCUAUUAACGUGUAUCCAGUCACUCAACCCAUUUCUAUUCCCUCUUAUCGUAUGUCCCCUGCUGAAUUGCAAGAAUUAAAGGUGCAAUUUCAGGACUUGCUAGAUAAGGGCUUCGUUCGACCCGACACGUCUCGUGGGGGCAAGGAUUAUGAUGCAGAGAUUUUGCUUCACCCUGGCAAAGCUAAUGUUGUUGUUGAUGCUCUAAGUCGCAAGUCAAUGGGUAGCCUAUUGUAUGUGCCAGCAAAAAAGUUAAAAAUGACUAGAGAGCUUUAUCGCUUGGCAAAUUUGGGAGUUUGCCUGCUGGAUUCAGAAGACACUAAGAUUACCUUCCAGAAUAUAUCCCAAUCGACUCUUGCCUCGGAUGUAAAGGCUCCACAAAAUGAAGAUCCAAUUUUAGUUAGCAUCAAAAAGGGAGUGCAGAAAAAUCGAAUUUCAGCCUUUGAACUGGAUUCAAAUGGGAUUCUCAAAUAUCGAGGCCGUCUGUGCGUAAAGAUCGAACAUCAAAAACCCAGUGGCUUAUUACAAGAAAUGGAGAUUCCAGUGUGGAAGUGGGAAGUGAUUAAUAUGGAUUUUAUCACGGGAUUGCCCUGUUGUCAUCGCAAAUUUGAUUCUAUUUGGGUGAUCGUUGAUAGGUUAACUAAAUCAGCCUAUUUCUUGCCAGUAAGAACUACCCAUGCUGCUGAAGAUUAUGCUAAGUUGUAUCUUAAGGAGAUUGUGCGUCUUCCUGGCAUUCCGGUGGCUUAUGAAUUGGAGCUACCAUCAGAACUGCUAGCGGUUCAUCCAGUUUUUCAUGUGUCUAUGCUGAGGACCUGUAUUGGAGAUCCCUCCAGAAUCGUAUCUGUUGACGAUAUACAAGUUACAGAAAAUCUGACAUACGAGGAAGAACCAAUUGCUAUUCUCGACAGACAAGUCCGCAGACUCAGAAACAAAGACGUGGCUUCAGUGAAGGUUCUAUGGAGGAGUAAAGAUAGGGCAGAGAUGACAUGGGAAGCCGAAGCAUAA
Molecule: messenger RNA, 1386 nt
Organism: Lycium ferocissimum
Lineage: Eukaryota; Viridiplantae; Streptophyta; Magnoliopsida; Solanales; Solanaceae
Exons: 6
Coding region: 1-1386 (461 amino acids)
Molecular function (GO): nucleic acid binding
Source: RefSeq, a predicted model, not a curated record